Molecule: messenger RNA, 2505 nt
Organism: Melospiza georgiana
Lineage: Eukaryota; Metazoa; Chordata; Aves; Passeriformes; Passerellidae
Gene: PLCD3
Product: phospholipase C delta 3
Exons: 16
Coding region: 10-2346 (778 amino acids)
Biological process (GO): intracellular signal transduction; lipid metabolic process
Molecular function (GO): phosphatidylinositol-4,5-bisphosphate phospholipase C activity; calcium ion binding
Source: RefSeq, a predicted model, not a curated record
UCCCGGGCCAUGAUCUGCGGCAGGAGGGCGCGUCCCGCCGCCGAGCAGCUCCGAGCCCCGUCCGACGGUGCCGGUGGCUCCCGCCGGCCCGGGAGAGCCCUGAAGAAAAUGGGGCUGACGGAGGAUGAGGAUGUGCAGCGGAUGCUCCAGGGGUCGCUGCUGUGGAAGGUGAAGGCCCGGGGGGGCUCCAGGGCGCGGCUGUUCCGCCUGCAGGAGGACGGGGUCACCGUGUGCUUCGAGGGACGGUUCCGGCGCGGCCGCGCCCCCCGCAGCUUCUCGGUGGCGCUGAUCGAGGCCGUGCGCGAGGGUCGCCGCUCCGAGGGGCUGCGCAAGCACGGCGCCGCCUUCCCCGAGCGCCACUGCUUCAGCCUGGCCUUCAAGGGCCGCCGCAAGAACCUGGACCUGGCAGCCCGAGGGGAGGAGGAUGCCCGGCACUGGGUGCAGGGGCUGGGCAAGCUGAUGGGGAGGCUGCAGGCCAUGAGCCAGAUGGAGAAGCUCGACCAUUGGAUCCACGGGGUCCUGCAGCGAGCAGACAGGAACAAGGACAACAAGAUGUCCUUCCGGGAGGUGAAGAGCAUGCUGAGGAUGCUCAACAUCGACAUGGAUGAUGUCUACGCCUCCAAGCUCUUCAAGGAGUGCGACCACUCGGGCAACGAGCGUCUGGAGGGCCGGGAGCUGGAGGAGUUCUGCCGGCGGCUGCUGCGGCGCCCCGAGCUCGAGGAGCUCUUCGGGCGCUACUCGGGCGAGGACCGGGUGCUGUCGGCCGAGGAGCUGCAGGAUUUCCUGAGGGACCAGGGCGAGGAGAGCAGCCUGCGCCAGGCCCGCGCCAUCAUCCGCACCCACGAGCUCAACGACAAGGCCAAGCAGCAGGACCUGAUGAUGCUGGACGGUUUCAUGAUGUACCUGCUGUCACCUGCUGGGGACAUCCUCAACCAGGAGCACACCAAGGUGCACCAGGACAUGAGCCAGCCCCUGAGCCACUACUUCAUCUCCUCGUCCCACAACACCUACCUGACCCGCAACCAGGUCGGCGGCAGCAGCAGCACCGAGGCCUAUGUCAGGGCGCUGCGGGCCGGGUGCCGCUGUGUGGAGCUGGACUGCUGGGAGGGCCCGGACGGGGAACCUGUGGUGUACCACGGGCACACCCUCACCUCCAAAAUCCUCUUCCGAGACGUCAUCGAGAGCAUCCGCGACUCUGCCUUCGAGAAAUCGCCCUACCCCGUCAUCCUGUCCCUGGAGAACCACUGCGGGCUGGAGCAGCAGGCCACCAUGGCCCGGCACAUGAAGGCCAUCCUUGGGGACAGGCUGCUGACACAGCCCCUGCAGGGACAGGACCCCCACGAGCUCCCCUCACCAGAGCAGCUGAAGGAGAAGAUCCUGGUGAAGGGCAAGAAGCUGCCAGAGCUGUGGCAGGAGCCACGGGGUGUCACCUCCCUUCUGGACCCCGAGGAGGAGGAAGAGGAAGAGGAGGAAGAAGAGGAGGAGAAAGUGCAGGAGAGAAGCCCCCGGCGGGACGCGUCGCAGGUGUCCCCGGAGCUGUCGGCGCUGGUCGUGUACUGCCAGGCUGUGCCCUUCCCCGGGCUGGCCCAGGCCCUGCGCCACCCCCAGCCCUGCCACGUGUCCUCCUUCAGCGAGAGGAAGGCUCGGAAGCUCAUCAAGGAAGCAGGCCCAGCCCUGGUGCGGUACAACGCCCGCCAGCUCAGCCGCGUGUACCCGCUGGGGCUCAAGAUGAACUCUGCCAACUACAACCCCCAGGAGAUGUGGAACGCUGGCUGCCAGCUGGUGGCCCUGAACUUCCAGACGCCGGGCUAUGAGAUGGACCUGAACGCCGGGCGCUUCCUGCCCAACGGGCGCUGUGGCUACGUCCUGAAACCGCCCUGCCUCCACCUCCCUUCUUUCACCGUGUCCCCAGCCCCAGCCAAGUGCCACCCAGGUCCCUUCUGGGGACACCCACAUGUCCCCUGUGCCCAGGUGAUCACAGCCCAGCAGCUGCCCAAGCUCAACAGGGACAAGGGCAGCUCCAUCGUGGAUCCCUUCGUGCGCGUGGAGAUCCAUGGGGUCCCGGCCGACUGCGCCAAGCAGCAAACCCACCACAAGCUCAACAACGGUUUCAACCCGCGCUGGGAGGAGACGCUGCGGUUCCAGGUGCGGGUGCCCGAGCUGGCCCUGGUGCGCUUCGUGGUGGAGGAUUACGACAGCACCUCCUGCAACGACUUCGUGGGGCAGUUCACGCUGCCCCUGCCCAGCAUGCGCCAAGGGUACCGCCACAUCCACCUGCUCUCCAAGGAUGGCACCUCCCUGGCCCCGGCCACGCUGUUCGUGCACGUUCGAGCCAAGAGCCUGUGAGGGAGCACAGCAGGGACAGCCUGGUGUCCCCAUGGAGGGACAUUGGGGACAUUGUGGCUGUGAGGGAGCACAGCAGGGACAGCCUGGUGCCCCCAAGGAGGUGCCCAUGGGGACAUUGUGGCUGUGAGGGAGCACAGGAGGGACAGCCUGGUGUCCCCA